Molecule: messenger RNA, 372 nt
Organism: Talaromyces atroroseus
Lineage: Eukaryota; Fungi; Ascomycota; Eurotiomycetes; Eurotiales; Trichocomaceae
Exons: 5
Coding region: 1-372 (123 amino acids)
Source: RefSeq, a predicted model, not a curated record
AUGUUUAGUGCUUUGGACAGGAAGACAGCAAAAUACAUCAGAGAACGGCUUUUUAGUCUUACUGGACUUCUUCGCUUGUUCCAAACCACUGUUAUUGAGAUAACUCAGGAUUGGCUCGGGCCUGGAAACUUGGUGAUUUUCGUUCUUUUCGGUAUAGCCUUUGCGUUCUGCUUAAAGUUUCCUGAUAUCUGGACACAAUGGUGGUCGGAGGAUGAUGGACCAUCAUCACAAGAUGUUGGGUACUGGCUUGGGCUAUAUGCGAUGCUGCAGACUCUACCGCUGAUAAUGCUGUGUAUAUGGCUGGGCUCUGACAGCAUAAGUUAUAAUCCAAGGCCUUAUAACACCGCGUCCACCGAUGGUAGAGCACUUUAA